This is a messenger RNA of Macrobrachium nipponense, 2119 nucleotides long. Its product is annotated as carotenoid isomerooxygenase-like. Bases 381 to 1949 code for a protein of 522 amino acids. Gene Ontology annotation, molecular function: beta-carotene 15,15'-dioxygenase activity; carotenoid dioxygenase activity. Lineage: Eukaryota; Metazoa; Arthropoda; Malacostraca; Decapoda; Palaemonidae. The record is from RefSeq and is a predicted model, not a curated record. The transcript is spliced from 10 exons. Gene Ontology annotation, biological process: carotene catabolic process; retinal metabolic process.
UGUUAACUGACCCGCCCUCUCCGGUCCGGAGCAAGCUCCCGGUUCUCAAGACUCGACUUCUCUUCUCACUCCCUUUCCCGAAGCCCGGUUGGUAAGACGUCUAUCAGCAGGCAGUCGUGGAAAAAGUCGCACAUCGUCCUUGUCACCCUGACUGAAAUACUAAGAUACUGACCGUCCCGAUUGGUCGCCUGAUAAGAUUAGUACCGCUCAAAGUACAGGACUGACCUUCUGUAGCUGAUCUGCUGUUAUACAGUCAGCGAUUUGCUAAAAUAAAGUAUUUCAGCUCGCCGAUAUCUGAGGGCUAUCUUCUGCUGGUGCGACUAAGCCGUCGAGAAGCAAGAGAGGAAACAUCUUCCAUAAUCAAAGUUUUGCCUUCCAAGAUGCCUUACGAUUUUACUACCUGGGAUCGAAAUUGCUUGGAGGAGCAUGCGACUCCACUCGAUGGAACUGUAACAGGAACCAUUCCACCAUGGCUGAGGGGCUCCUACAUUCUGGACGGGCCGGGUAGAAUGACCUACGGCACGAGCGAAUUCAACCACGUUUUCGACGGCUCGGCCCUCAUCCAGAAGUUCACCAUAGGGGAAACGGGCGUCACUUUCACGAGCAGGUUCCUCAGGAGUUAUGCUUACACGACCAACCUCGAAAACGAGCAGAUCGUCGUCUCUGAAUUCGGCACCACCGGGAAGUCUGUGACCAAGAAUAAGCUGGCCAAACUUGGGGACAAGUUCGCUUUCGACAAGAUGUUUUCAGACAAUGCACCUGUGGGUGUUGUCAAAUUUGGGGGUGAAUAUUAUUGCAUAACUGAGGCUCCAUUCCUUCAUAAGAUCGAUCCUACCACAUUAGAGACAAUCAGCAAGGUGGACCUUCACAAGGAGCUGGGUAUCAACUCGCAGUGCCCUAACCCAAGGCCUUUGCCAGAUGGCACAACUGUCAAUAUCCUUCAUGGAAUGGGAGCUACUGGUCCUAAAUAUGAUAUUGUAGGCUUUCCACCUACCCCGUUGGAAGGCAAAAGUUCCGUUUUUGCCAAACCCAAAAAAUUGGGGUCUGUGGAUGCUCGAUGGAAACUGAACCCAUGCCACAUGCAUACAUUUGGAAUGACCGAAAACUACUUCAUCCUCCUUGAACAACCUUUGACGAUUGAUGUUAAAGCUAUGGUUGCCAAUACCAUACGAGACAAACCAUUCAUUGGAGGCAUGGAAUGGAUGGAGAAUAAGCUGGUCAAGAUCCAUAUGGUUCAUCGUGAAACCGGAAAAGAAGUGAAGCUGAAGUGCAAGUGUGAAGCUUUCUUCUUUAUGCAUAUCAUUAACUGCUAUGAGAGAGACAAUCACGUCGUUAUCGAUGUCAAUGGAUACGCCAAACCUGACCUGCUACAUGCCUUCCAUCUGAAAAAUUUAAGGGAGAAUGGUGCAACUCUUGGCAGCAACCUUGAUGGAGGAGCUGUUAAGCGUAUCGUUAUACCCAUGGACAUCUCGGACAAAGUGGCACCCGAGAUGAAUCUGGUUAUGCUUGCUGGGACAAAAGCAAAGGCACAGAGGCAGAAAGAUGGUUCAUUGGUCUUAACUCCAGACAAUGUCACAAACUUUGCUUAUGAAAUUCCAUCUGUUCAUCCAGACUAUGUUGGCAAACGAUACCGUUAUUUCUAUGGUAGCUGUGGAGACAUGACUGGUGUCACUGGAAAGGCUGGCAAAAUUGACUUAGAGACACGAGAAGCUAAAGAUUGGUUUGAAGAGGGACUCUAUACUGGAAUCUGUUAUUUUGUGCCACGACCUGGAGCAACAGCUGAAGAUGAUGGUGUAGUCUUGUGUACACAGCUGCAUGGAGGCAGUGAUAAGAAGAAAGUGUCACUGGUCAUUCUGAAUGCAUCUGAUAUGACAGAAAUAGCCAGGGCUGUAUUCAACACUGCUUCAGAUAUUCCUCGGUCUCUUCAUGGAAUUUAUAUUCCUGCUUGAAAGUAAUUGCUUCAAACCUAAAAGCAAAAUCUUUAUUUAGGUAAAAGACAUUGAGAGAGAAACGGACUCAUAAUGGUAGAAAAUCCAGUAAUUGAAUGUUAAUUUGAAAUCCUUUAUCUAUAUGAUAAAGUUAUGCUUGAUAUUAAAAAAGGCAAGGUAUUAUAACCUUA